This is a messenger RNA of Suillus subaureus, 825 nucleotides long. RefSeq lists its product as uncharacterized. The record is from RefSeq and is a predicted model, not a curated record. Lineage: Eukaryota; Fungi; Basidiomycota; Agaricomycetes; Boletales; Suillaceae. The transcript has 3 exons. Bases 346 to 528 code for a protein of 60 amino acids.
CAUGGAAACAUUGCGUUCAUGUGGAGUGGUAUUAGGAAGGCUGCCAGUGAUGAGUCUUGUUGCCUUGUCUUGGCCAACAUAGCCAGUGAUAUAUAGCGCUAAAAAUGCUUGGGUGUGUGUAAUGUGGAAGGGUGCUCGACGGAGGUUAUCAAGCUAUGUUGGGAAGCCUCCUAUGACAGCAGGGCUGUGGUUUGUAUUGGUUAGAGUGAUGAAAUAUGUAAUAAAUUCUACAGGAAUAAUGCAGGAACGCGAAAGUUUGCUGUGUUGUCAAAGAUAUCAAGGUUGAUAUCAAGAUAAGAUGUUCGGUUGGGGAGAUGCGGAGGAGAACACUGAUAAUAUGAGCGCAUGCCGGUGCGUGCGCAUGAUACACACAACUUUAACCAGUAUUCAUUGUCUCAGUUUGAGAUAGCAGACAAGUACGUGGUAAACUGUAACUUGUUGGGUACUGUGAGACUGCGCCGCAUCAUCAUCGGUUUGCAUACUGAUACCGGAUCUCCCCAAAUCACCGUGAGCGCCGCGCAACGUUGAGACAAGCCAAAACUGGAUGAGACCCCGAGGCUGAUGCACUGGUGAGCUGGCUCUGGCGAGUGUAAUUGAAUAAGAUUACUGGCAUCCAACGUUGGCAACGACUAUAUGUGAUGUGGCGGUUGAUUAACUAAUAUUGGAUCCGGGUCUGUCGCGAACUCGGGUCCAAGCUGAAGAUAAAGGGCCGGUGUGAAGAGCAGUGCGACCAAGGGACGAAAGAGAACCGAACCGACUUGGGAGGUGAUCGGGGUCUUGGUGGGCCAUAAUUAGCCGAUUACAUUACCGCAUGUAAUGUAAAUA